Molecule: messenger RNA, 2182 nt
Organism: Vicia villosa (hairy vetch)
Lineage: Eukaryota; Viridiplantae; Streptophyta; Magnoliopsida; Fabales; Fabaceae
Product: protein SOSEKI 3-like
Exons: 6
Coding region: 355-1956 (533 amino acids)
Source: RefSeq, a predicted model, not a curated record
UAAAAACUUUGCAACAAAUUACAUCCAAAACAUUACCGCGAAACAAGGAACAACCUACUCACCUUCAAUUUCACUCUCUCUUUCUCUCUCUUGUCCCUUUUCCAGUUCCAACAUUUUCUCAACUCAUCAAACCACACUCACUGUCCCUUAAUUUCCUCAACCAACACUUCAUUCGUACUACUAAAGAUCUUUCCUUUAUUGUUUUUUAUUACCACCCUUUUAUUGUUCAACGUUAAAGAUCUGAUUUUUUUUUUUUAAAUAGUGGUGUAGAAUUCACCCACCCUUUAACGUUUUUGUUCUAGUUGUGGAAGAAAGUUUGGAUUUUUAUCAAGUUUUUGUUGUGGGGUUGUUGAAAUGGAAGCAAGGGUGAAGAAGUAUAGGCAGCAAUUGAGUCCUGAGAGGUCUAAAGUGUGGAAGGAGAAGCCUCCUAAGUAUUACAAGAACAGGAAGGUUCCUGUUGUUUACUAUCUUUGCAGGAAUAGACAGCUUGAACAUCCUCAUUUCAUGGAGGUUCCUAUUACAUCCCCUGAUGGUUUGUUCUUGAGAGAUGUGAUUGUUAAACUUGAUGCUUUGAGAGGUAGAGGCAUGGCUGAUUUGUAUUCAUGGUCUUGUAAGAGAGGCUACAAGAAUGGAUAUGUGUGGCAUGAUCUUAGUGAAGAUGAUAUAAUUCUACCUGCACAUGGUAAUGAGUAUGUUCUGAAAGGCUCCGAGCUAUUUUGCGAAUCGAAUUCAGACCGGUUUAGCCCCAUUAGCAAUGUGAAACUACCGAGUCUAAAGCGGUUGCCUGAGCCAGUUUCAUGUAGGAGCCACGACGAGGCUUCUUCUUCCUCUUCAAGUAUGAACGAAAGAGAAGGUAGAAACUCUCAAGAAGAGAUUUCUCCAAGACAAGAUCAUACCGGUUCCUCUGAUGCUUCUCCGGAGUCUAGUGACGGGAAGAGUGAUUGUCCAAGUUUACCGUUGACCGAAUAUAAAAUCUACAAAGCCGAUGGAUUAUCCGAUGCUUCAACUCAAACCGAAGAACGCGUCAGCAGACCUCAAAAACAGAAAACGUGUACUAGAGGUGUAUCGACCGAGGAUAGAUCGUUAGAAUCUGAAUGCGAUGAAAUAUGCGAAAUCCAACCGUCACAAGUGAAAGAUGAUUCAGAAAUCCGUACCGAUGUUUUUCCUCCACUCUCAAAUUCGAGCCCGUCGUCUUCUGCAGGGAAGACCGAAACUUUGGAAUCCCUUAUUAGAGCCGAUGCGAGUAGAAUGAACAGCUUUAGGAUUCUAGAAGAGGAAGGUAUGCAAAUGCAAGCCACUACAAGGCUGAAAGCCUCAAAUUUGCUGAUGCAAUUGAUCUCCUGCGGGUCUAUAUCGGUGAAAAACCAUAGUCUCGACCUUAUCCCUUCCUAUAAGGCUAGAUUUCCGCAUUCGAAAUUCGCCUCUCCCUUAUUCUCAAACUCAGUUAUGUUGGGGGAAUUAGACUGCUUGGCAGGGAAUCCGAAGGUGUCAAGCUUUAGAAUGGAAGACAAAGAGUAUUUUAGUGGGAGCUUAACCGAGUCCAAAAUGGCGAAGGAAGAAGAAGAACGGCAUCUUCUCAAACGCACUUCUUCCUUCAAUUCUGAGAGGACAAGUAAAGAGUUGAAAUCACAAGACAUGGAGGAAUCAUCAUGCUCAAGAAAUUCAAAAUGCAAUUCGCGUCCGGUCAAGGCUUCUUCGACGACCAUAAGAUCUCCUAUUUCCGAUGGAUCAAGAAACUCAGCGGAUAGAGCUAAUGCCACAUACGUAUUGCCAGUACCAUCAAAUGGUAGCUGCAAAAGCAUCCCUAGACCUUCCUCAGAGAAAAACCAAUCUACGAAGAUAAACUCAUGUAGAGAAGAGAAGGUGAUCAAAAUCGAAGAAAGGCUUUCGUCGGGAGCUCGGGUUAUAAUCCAAUCUAAACCAUCUUCCAACACAACACCUUAUUAUAGGUCUUAGAGGUUUUGCAACUAGAAAAACUUGCUAGUUUUUUUUGUUUUGCUUUUGGUGUGUGUGUGGUUCACAUGAUAUAUAUAUUCGAAAUCUACAAAUUGAAAAUGUUGUGACAUGUGGGACUAAAGUGCAGGUGUGGUCCUAAUGGGCCACUACUCUUUUGUGUAAAUCUUGUAUGCUUGUUAUAUGAAGUGUAAUUUGAAAUGAAGUGAUGGCACAAUUCUUUUAUGUA